Messenger RNA from Zingiber officinale, 2320 nucleotides. Its product is annotated as IAA-amino acid hydrolase ILR1-like 6. NCBI's taxonomy places the organism in Eukaryota, Viridiplantae, Streptophyta, Magnoliopsida, Zingiberales, Zingiberaceae. Gene Ontology annotation, biological process: auxin metabolic process; jasmonic acid metabolic process. Gene Ontology annotation, cellular component: endoplasmic reticulum. Bases 381 to 1751 code for a protein of 456 amino acids. Gene Ontology annotation, molecular function: IAA-Ala conjugate hydrolase activity. The transcript is spliced from 6 exons. The record is from RefSeq and is a predicted model, not a curated record.
AGAAGGAUGCGAGGCUGGCGUUCCAGUUCGGUUUGUGUCCUUCGCUGGUCUCUCUGGCAUUGAAUUCCGUCUCUUUCGGUCCUCGCUUUUUAGGGGUGGCGACGCCGCCUCGUUCCGUCUCCUUCCAUCACGCGCCGUUGCAGUACCCAUCCCGCUACUCGCUUUGCCAUUCGGAUAGAAUCUCACGGCCAGAGGCCCACGCGAUGCAUCCCUCGCGCCUCGCCCCAACCUCAGGGUGUAUAAUUGCGAUGGUUAUUCGCCUGGAGCAAAUGGGAGGAUGAGGAAGAGAUGACGACGUUGUUGUAGUGUGGCUCUCGGAUCCACUUCCAAGUAUAAGUCUUGUGCUUUUUUUUUCCUGUUUGAUUUGUAUUCGAUCGGUGAUGGGCGGCGGGGUGGUGGCGCUGUUGUGGGUAUCGGUUGCACUCUGCUCCGCGUCUGACUUCCCGGAAAACGUCAUCUUUGGCGGUGCGUGUAUGGAUGGUUGUGGCCAUGGGUUUGGAGGUGGCGGUAAUAGGAGCAUCGGCGGAAAGGGAGGAUGGUGGGAAGAGGGGAAGGGGGAUUGGAAGGCCGAGAUUUUGGGUAUGGCUCGACAUCUGGAGACGGUGGAAUGGAUGACGACAGUGAGGCGAAGGAUUCACCAGCACCCGGAGCUAGCCUAUGAGGAGGUCGAGACGAACCGGCUCAUCCGAUCGGAGCUCGAUGCCAUGGGGGUGGAUUACCGGUUUCCAUUCGCUGGGACUGGCGUAGUAGCGAGCAUCGGCACUGGUGGGCCACCAUUCGUUGCCCUUCGUGCGGAUAUGGAUGCUUUGCCUAUUCAGGAAGCUGUUGAAUGGAAGUACAGAAGCAAGGUCCCUGGUAAAAUGCAUGCCUGUGGGCAUGACGCACAUGUAGCUAUGCUCUUAGGUGCUGCCAAGAUAUUAAAGACCCGUGAACAUCGUUUAAAGGGAACUGUUAAGUUGCUUUUUCAGCCUGCAGAAGAAGCUGGAAUUGGUGCGAAGAGAAUGAUUGAGGAUGGUGCUUUGGAAGAUGUUGAGGCUAUCUUUGCUACUCAUGUUUCUCAUGAGCGUGCUACUUCUGUUAUUGGCUCCAGGACGGGACCUUUACUUGCUGGAUGUGGUUUCUUCAAAGCACUGAUAAAGGGCAGAGAAGGGCAUGCUGGAAAUCCACACCACUCAGUCGAUCCCAUAUUGGCUGCCUCAGCUACAGUGAUAAGCUUACAGAAUAUUGUCUCUCGUGAAGCCAACCCUCUAGAUUCACAGGUAGUCUCAGUGGCCUCGUUUAAUAGUGGCAACAAUCUUGACCUGAUUCCUGAUUCUGCAACCCUCGGUGGGACCUUUAGGGCUUUCUCUAAUACAAGCUUUUAUCAGCUUCGGCACAGGAUAGAACAGGUAAUUCUGGAGCAGUCGAAUGUCUAUAGGUGCACAGCUUCAGUGGACUUCUUCGAGAAAGAGAGAUUUUACCCACCUACAGUCAAUGAUCACUCCAUGUACGAGCAUGUGAAGAACACAGCCAUCCAUUUGUUGGGUUCCCAAAAUUUCAUGGUGGUUCCACCAAUGAUGGGCGCAGAAGACUUCUCGUUCUACUCCGAAGUGAUUCCAUCAGCCUUCUUUUACAUUGGCGUUAGGAAUGAGACGUUGGGGUCCAUCCAUACCGGUCAUUCUCCAUAUUUUAUGAUCGACGAAGAUGUUCUUCCAACUGGGGCUGCUGUACACGCUGCAAUUGCUGAGAGGUACCUUUCUGAGCAUGGCUAGGAUUUGUUAGGCUGGGAGGGUGGAAAGUGUUCUACGUCGCUGUCGCGGUGGUGCUGUUUUCUCCUUGGCAUCGAGCUGCAACCUAGAGUGUAGCACGUCUAAAGAUCCGGAGUGUGUGUGAUUAUUGCGAAGAUUGUGUGCUUGUGGUUGCUGCUGUGAUCUCCCACAAAAGGGAUGUUACAGGAGGGAGUUUUAGGAAUUCCAACACUAGGAGAGGUCUCAAAGUUGAAGGAAAACGAAGAGAAAAAUCUAUAGUACAACUAUUCGAUGCCGUUUUGAAUUGCAUGUCUAUAGUGAAUUAUUCGACAAACAAAUUUAGGCAAUGAGUAUCGGAGAAGCCUAUCGGUAAAUGAAGGAUUUAUAAUAACUCUUCAAUUGAUAUCUCAACAAUUUGUCUAUUGUUAGAAGGAUUCCUACUUGAGAAAUCUAACAUAAGAUUUUUGCUGAGUUUCUGGUACAUUUAUGAAAGGGAAACUAUUAUAUUGCCCUAGUCCCCGUUUAUGAAAAUCUAGUGUUGUACUUGAGAUAUUUGUCUUCGAAUAAAUAUGCUAUGCUAUGCUACUUGGUAA